CCCCCUAAAUCCUUGACCCUGCUUUGGUUCUUGGUGUGUUCCCUCUGCAGCCCCGAGAAGAGCCAGGACAGGCAGCAGCCAUGCGCAUCCUCUACCUGCUCUUCCCCUUGCUCCUCCUGCUGGUGCACAGUGCUGCAGGAUCCUACUUGGACCCAACAAACAAGGAACAAUGUGAGAGAGAAGAUGGGUACUGUGGAUUUUUGAAGUGCAAGUUCCCCUUUGUCAUCAAAGGAAGAUGUUCUAAGUACUUCUAUUGCUGCAAAAAUCUCUGGGGAUGAGACCCUGAAAUUCCCAAGCAGGACAUGACCCUCGCUUCUGGCUGCUGGACCCAUCUCCUGACCUCCCCACGUGCUGAUGUCCCCAUGUGCUGAUGUCUCCUGCCCUCGC
This is a messenger RNA of Passer montanus (Eurasian tree sparrow), 387 nucleotides long. Its product is annotated as ostricacin-2-like. The record is from RefSeq and is a predicted model, not a curated record. The transcript has 3 exons. Lineage: Eukaryota; Metazoa; Chordata; Aves; Passeriformes; Passeridae. Bases 81 to 278 code for a protein of 65 amino acids.